Molecule: messenger RNA, 1593 nt
Organism: Adineta steineri
Lineage: Eukaryota; Metazoa; Rotifera; Eurotatoria; Adinetida; Adinetidae
Source: the annotation of a GenBank genome assembly
AUGACAUCGAGUCUUAAUAUUUAUGCUAUUGCUGCGAUUACAUUUUUACAAUCGUUGUGUGGUUCCAUUCUUUCUGUUGUUGGACAAUAUAUUUAUGCAUUCUAUCUAAAAAAUGAUCCAUUUAUAUCCAAUAUGACAUUAACAAUGCCGAAUAAUACUUCGCAAUCAUCUAUUUUACAUACAAUGAACAAUAAUAUGACAUGUGGAAACGAUUCAAAUACAACGACAAGUCAAGCGCAAAUGUGGGCACAACAACGUUCGGCCGAUCUAUUCUUUUGGAUUGAUCUAUCGAAUGGUAUUCCGGUGAUUAUCAUGACAUAUAUACUUGGUUUGUAUACACCAAAAUCAGGCGUACGUGUUGUAGCUCUACUUCCGAUGUUGAGUACUGUUAUUCAAUUGGCCAUUUGGCUAGCACUUAUCUAUUUUCAUCUUCUUGAAUAUUGGUGGAUUAUUUCUUCUAUUAUCCUUGGUCUAACGGGUUCAAUUGGACUUCUUAAUCUUGUACUGAUGUUGAUUAUUAUUGAAGGUACAAUCGAAAGUAAACGUUCAUCUCGUAUUGUUCUUAUCGUCAGCAUAACAACAAGUGUGGAAGCUGGUGCAUCCUUCGUAAUUGGUUAUUACAUUGCAUGGCGUGGUUUUAUUGAUCUGUUUUGGGCAGCUUUGAUAUUACAAUUACUAUCAAUUAUCAUUACUAUUAUCUACAUUAAACCAUCUCAUGUUAAACUUCAGACUAGAGAAAUAUCCGAAAGUACAACAUCUCUUUUAACUGAAUCACAAGAUGAUAUAGAGACAUCGCCGUCAGGAUGGGCUCAUCUUUUCGAAGUAUUUACUGUAUUUUCAUUUAAACAUCGAUCGAAAAAGAAAUCUAUCAGUAUCUAUCUGACAAUGGUCUCGUAUGCGUUCUAUUUAUUCAUAGAUUCAUCAUCAGCAGCAUUUCUUUGGUAUCUUUUAAAUGUUCCAUUUUAUUGGUCAUCUUCUGAGAUUGGAAAUUAUACAGCUGUUUCUGCUAUCACUUCUGCUAUCACUUCUGCUAUCACUUCUGCUGUUUUCACUCUACUCGGUAUGCGAAUAUUAACAUGUAUUGGUGUUAGUGAUCCAUUUAUUUGUGCCAUUAGUUAUAUCUGUUUAUCUGCAUCGACUGUUUGGAUAGCAUUUGCUCAACACAAUUGGCAAAUGUAUGCCGCAUUGGCUAUUAGUUCAUUUUCUACCUAUCAAGAAUCUUUAACAUGGUCAAUGUUAUCAAAAUGGUUAGAACCACAUGAACGAAGUAGUGCAUUUACAUUUUUUACCGAACUUAAUGUAGUCAUGUAUGCUUUGGGUAGUUCAUUCUUCAAUUGGUUCUAUGCUCGUAUAGUAGUCUAUUAUAGGGGAACUACCUUAUUAUUUGCUGCUAGUCUAGCUAUUAUACCAUUUAUUCUUAAUAUAUGUCUCUUAUUAGUUACUCGCUAUAUGACCGACGAUGGUUACGUUCAAGUAUCAAUAUUGGAAGUUGAUAUUGAAACAACAUCAUCUAAUUUGCCAACUCUUGUUCUACCAGAAACCGAUAGUGAUAUUAUUGAUCUUUCCAAUCCAUCAUCGCCUCUGCUAAUAUAG